Messenger RNA from [Candida] anglica, 924 nucleotides. Lineage: Eukaryota; Fungi; Ascomycota; Pichiomycetes; Serinales; Debaryomycetaceae. The record is from the annotation of a GenBank genome assembly.
UUUCUUCUACCGCCCUAAUCACCUUCGACUCCUAGCAUAAAAUACAUACGAAAUGGAAGGUCAAGAUAUACUCUAUGAGGUCAGAGGUAAAGUGACUCUCAUCACUCUCAAUCUUCCAUCCAAGCUCAAUGCUUUGAAUGGUGAUCAAUAUCUUCUUUUAGCCAAGCUCGUUGAAAGAGCUGACAGAGAAGAAGACACUGUCCUUACUUUGAUUCAAUCUACAGGUCGUUAUUUCUCUGCCGGUGCUAACAUUGCCGAUAAGGGACUCCUGAAUGUUGACAGCAAGGAUUUAUUUUCUCAUGAAUAUUGGUUAAACAAGUUUGUGUCCAGAAAUGUGUUCCUUGCCGAUUUGUUCCACAACCAUACCAAGGUCCUUGCUGCUGCCCUUAACGGACCAGUCAUUGGUCUUUCAUCGGCUCUUGUUUCCUUGUGUGACCUUAUCUAUGUCAUGGAUGAAAAGAAGAUGUUCCUCUUGGCACCAUUCUCCAACUUGGGACUUGUUGCUGAAGGUGCUGCCCUGGCCACUUUAUUCUUGAGACUUGGAUGGUCUAAAUCUGCUGAAGCUUUGCUUUUCGCCCGUCCUAUCCCAGGUACCGAAUUGAACAAGCUUGGAUUCAUCAACAAGUCAUACCAUGACACCAAGUUUGAGUCUGUGGAAGCUUUCAAUCAACAAGUUCAUGAUGACUUGGUUAAGCAAUUCAGUAACCUUUAUGAGCCAUCCAUCUUGGAAAACAAGCAAUUGUUGAAGGCUAACCGUGAUCAACUCAUUAACUCUGCUAGUCAGCGUGAAGUGAUCAAGGGUUUCAACAAAUGGGUUCAAGGUGUUCCACAAGAAAGAUUUAUGCGUUUGUAUCAAAAGGAUAUUCAACAUAAGAUGUAAACGUUUGUACGUUAUUUAUAGGAAUAAAUUAUAUAAAUGGAAGA